Messenger RNA from Prunus mume (Japanese apricot), 930 nucleotides. RefSeq lists its product as uncharacterized. Lineage: Eukaryota; Viridiplantae; Streptophyta; Magnoliopsida; Rosales; Rosaceae. The record is from RefSeq and is a predicted model, not a curated record.
UCCACCACCUAUUUCAAAACUAGAGUAAGAAACACUAAAUCCGAGUGAAGAGUAUAACAUUCCAGCAAAACAAACAGGCCCCUUCUUUAUAAACCUCACACACAUUUCUCAGUUUUUAGGGUUAGGGUUAGGGUUUUACCACACAGAGGCUGAAAAUGGAGGCUGAGAGAAAGCUAUCGGCAGAGGCUGGGUCCAUACUCCAGGAAGGCAUAGGAUUGGUUCUGUCUCGGUGGUCAGCGCUCCAAUUGGCUGUUGAGAACGAGUGGGGUGGCCGUGACUCGCGCCUGAAAGCGGAGCAACUCAUCACCGAUAUCUUCUCCUGGUUCAAUCACUCCAAAGAGCCUCUUUACAUAGAUGAUUUAGAAGAUAUGCUGAAUGAAGCUAUGCUUUCUCUCAACACUAUGACAGAGGAUGGCAGCAUUGAGGAGGUUGCUGAAAAGUUAAUGAUUAUGCAUGAAGAAUGUUUAGACUGUAAUUUCAAGUCUAUUGAAAGCCUAAGGGAAGCCAAUCAUCGAAGAGUUGCUGUUCCUCAUGUUAGAGAGGUUGCAAAUGAUGACGACGAUAGUGAUGAAGAAAAUGAUGAUAGAGAUCAUUGCAUGGGAAAUGAUGAUUCCUCAAACAUGAUGAUGGUGGACACAGCGGAGUCUCAUUCAAAUGUAAAUGUUGUAAGCAUGUCAGACUGUGAGCCAAAGCCCAAGCUGGCUGCCGAAGCAGAAGAUGGAUGGGAAGUAGUUGGACCAAGACGACAUAAGGGUAGAAGGAAUUAGGUUGAACCCUAAGUAUAUGCAAUUCCCCCUUCCCUCAACAUUUGUCAUUUUUUUAUCCCCUCUCAAAUGGAAUAGUAUAUGUAUACCAUGUUUUGCUAAGUUCCUUGACAGAGUUUGAAGUCAACUCACCUAAAUAACAAAAGAAAAAAACCGAUUAAUAUUA